Messenger RNA from Electrophorus electricus (electric eel), 4753 nucleotides. RefSeq names its product ADAM metallopeptidase with thrombospondin type 1 motif, 2a (gene adamts2a). Gene Ontology annotation, cellular component: extracellular matrix. Gene Ontology annotation, molecular function: metalloendopeptidase activity. Lineage: Eukaryota; Metazoa; Chordata; Actinopteri; Gymnotiformes; Gymnotidae. Gene Ontology annotation, biological process: proteolysis; extracellular matrix organization. The record is from RefSeq and is a predicted model, not a curated record.
GAUCGCUGCUAGAUCGCUUAUCUGAGAUCUGAAAGUCCGCCUCUCGCCUGUGCGGUCUCCGUCUCCGCGGACCUGCCAUGGAUGUUACGCCUGGAUAUACAUUCUUUAUAUUUUUGCUUCACUUUCACCACACGAGUGGUCUAUAUCUCGCCGAUAGCGUAGAUUCCCUGCAGCAUGUCCUGAGGGAGUAUGACCUGGUUAGGCCUGUGAGCGUGGAUGCGGAGGGCCGCUACGUCUCCCACGCCGUCUCGUCCGGCCGGGUAGGCGGGCAGCCGCGCAGGCGGAGGGACGCUCGCCAGCCUGGCGCCGAUCUCUUCUACAACAUCACCGUGUUCGGGCAGCACUUUCACCUGCGCCUGCGGCGGAACGCGCGUCUGGUGGCCCCCGGGGCGACCGUGGAGUGGCACGAGGAAGACAACCGGACACGCAUCGAGCCCCUCCUCCCCAGCUCCUGCCUGUACGUGGGCCGCGUCACUAACGUUCCGGACACCUCUGUGGCCAUCAGCAACUGUGACGGCCUGGCGGGGAUGAUCCGUGCGGGGCAGGAGGAGUUCUUCAUCGAGCCGCUGGUGAGAGGGGGCGACGUGACAGGAGAAGAGGAAGGCGGAGCCGGACGACAUCACAUCCUCUACCGCUCCUCUGCCAUCAAGAAGCCAGCCGCCGCUCCUGUGGACUACGUCCAUCCCAGAGGUUCGUUCCUGGGCGGUCUGGUCGGAGCAGAGGCAAUCUCCAGCCAGUUCGGGGCCAAAGCCAACGCCAGCAGACGGGUGCGCAGGCAGUCAUCCCAAGAUGAGAACUUAAACAUCGAGGUGCUCCUGGGCGUGGACUGCUCCGUGGUGGACUUCCACGGCCGCGAGCACAUCCAGAAGUACCUGCUGACCCUCAUGAACAUCGUGAAUGAGAUCUAUCAGGACGGCUCUCUGGGGGCUCACAUCAACGUGGUGCUGGUGCGGAUCAUGAUGCUCUGCUCUGCCAAGUCCAAGGGCCUGAUUGAGCCGGGGAACCCGUCACAGAGCCUGGAGAACGUGUGCCGCUGGGCGUUCCUGCAGCAGAAGGAGGAUGAGAACGACGCCGAGUACCAUGAUCACGCCAUCUUCCUCACCCGGCAGGAGUUUGGGCCCACGGGCAUGCAGGGUUAUGCGCCGGUGACUGGCAUGUGUCACCCAGUAAGGAGCUGCACUCUGAAUCACGAAGAUGGUUUCUCUUCUGCCUUUGUGGUCGCUCACGAGACAGGACACGUGUUAGGGAUGGAGCACGACGGGCAGGGUAACGAGUGUGGCGACGAGGUGCCCAUGGGCAGCAUUAUGGCUCCGCUGGUGCAAGCCGCCUUCCACCGCUUCCACUGGUCCCGCUGCAGCCAGCAGGAGCUCAGCAAAUACCUCAACACUUACGACUGCCUGCGAGACGACCCGUUUGACCACGAGUGGCCAACCAUGCCCCAGUUGCCGGGACUGCACUACUCCAUGAACGAGCAAUGCCGGUUCGACUUUGGCUCAGGCUACAUGAUGUGCACGGCGUACAGCACCUACGACCCCUGCAAGCAGCUCUGGUGCAGCCAUCCCGAGAACCCUUUCUUCUGCAAAACCAAGAAGGGCCCGCCCAUCGAUGGCACCAAGUGCGCCACAGGAAAGCACUGUUUCAAGGGUCACUGUAUCAAGCUGACAUCGGACAUGCUGAGGCAGGACGGCCACUGGGGCCAGUGGACCAAGUUUGGCUCGUGCUCGCGGAGCUGUGGCGGGGGCGUGCGCUUCCGUACCCGCCAGUGCGACAACCCCAUCCCAGCCAACGGGGGACGCACCUGCUACGGAAACAGCUACGAAUUCCAGCUGUGCAACGUGGAGGAGUGUGACAAGGCCCUGGCUGACUUCCGUGCGGAGCAGUGCAGACUGUGGGAACCACACUUCGAGCACCAGGGGACAAAGCACCACUGGCAGCCUUACGAACACCCUGAGCCCGAGGAGAGAUGCCAGCUCUACUGCCAGUCUGAGGAGACAGGAGAUGUGGUCUCCAUGAAGAGGAUGGUGCACGACGGCACGCGCUGCUCCUAUAAAGAUCCGUACAGCGUUUGUGUGCGCGGAGAGUGUGAGAAAGUGGGCUGUGAUAACGUGAUAGCCUCGGAUCUGGAGGAAGACAAGUGUGGCGUGUGCGGUGGGAACAACUCCACCUGCAAGAACGUCACAGGACACUUCACCCGCAGUGCCAAGAAACCAGGUUAUCUGAAGAUCCUGGAAAUUCCCAGAGGGGCGAGGCACGUUGUCAUCAGGGAGUUUAAAGGAACCCCUCACAUUCUGGCGGUGAAGAACCAGGCCACGGACCACCUAUUCCUGAACGGCGAGGGCGAGUUUCCCGAGUCGAGGACGGUGAUCGAGAAAGGCGUGCUGUGGGAGUACCAAAACGAUGAUGACACGGAGAUGAUGCAGACCACGGGACCGCUGAGAUACGGAGUCGUCGUCAUGGUCCAGUCUCACGGCACCUCUGUCGUCACACUGUCCUACAAGUACGUCCUGCCAGAGGACACAGCGUCGUCCAUGGAGAACAGCCUGCCGCAGGACGACACAGCCUACUUUGAGUGGGCGCUUAAGAAGUGGUCGCACUGCUCCAAACCCUGUGGCGGAGGGAAGCAGUACACACGGUUCAGCUGCCGCAGAAAGUCGGACGCCAAGAUGGUGCACCGCACGCUCUGUGCCAACAUUCCCAAGCCACGCGCCAUCAGCCGAGCAUGCAACCAGAAGGAGUGCUCUGAGCCAGUCUGGAUGACUGGAGACUGGGAGGAGUGCAGUAAGCCGUGUGGUAAGACGGGUACUCAGACCCGGCCCGUGCGCUGUGUGAGACCUCAGCCGGACGGCACACACAAAGCCGUCAACUCCAAAUACUGCAACGAUGACCGGCCUGAGAGCCGGCGCACCUGCAACCGCCACCUCUGCCCCGUCCACUGGAGGGCAGGUCCCUGGUCUCAGUGCUCCGUCACCUGUGGGAACGGAACACAGGAGCGGCAGGUUAUGUGUGGCUCUCCUGAUAACACCAUCGGUAUCUGCAUGGACGCCAAGCCAGAGAACAUCAGGAUAUGUCGGCUAAUGCCAUGUCCAAGUGACAAGGGGAACUUCCUCAUCCAGUGGAUCUCCCGGGCAGACGCCGAUUUCCCAGCGCCCAAGAUCUCUUCAAGGCUACGCUGUAAAGGAGACAAGUCAGUCUUCUGUCGUAUGAAGGUGCUGAGGGAAUACUGCUCCAACGCUGGCUACAGGCAGAUGUGUUGCAAGUCUUGCAGCGAGGGCAACCACACCUCGGAGCUCAACAGGACGAGGCCUUGGAGCUACAUCGCCGGUCCGCCACGCCCCACCCGAGCGUACACCCUGCCCACAGUGACCGUCACCCACGUCUACUCUCCUACCGCCAGACCUGUCGGCGCCUCCACGCGUAUGAGAUAUGACACCACUCGGGACCCUCUCACUCUUUGGAGGGGAACUUCAUUUCCUCCCAGGACCAGUGAUCUCAUGGGGGACACAGAAGGUUCUAGUCACGAUGAGGAGGACACUUCAGAAGCCUGGAGACUGCUCACGACAGAGGAGACCACGUCUCAGUUCGAGGACGCUUCGUUGGGCGUCAGUCAGCUUGCCGCCACUACCGAGUUUGAAGCAGUGACAGCACAACCCAGAUUUACUGCGACAAGUCCUCCGGCCAUAGUGAGUCUUCACAGAUCCGAGGAAAAGAAGGAGAACAAUUCCAUUGAUGUGGCCUACAGGGUGGUCAAUGGAAAUAACGUCUCCCAGAACCAUUUUAUACCCAGAAAGCGGGUGCUCUCUUCGCUUUUCCGAGAGAAAACCCAGAAUAAAAGAAUUCAGGAGUUCCUUGCCGAGAAAAGGAGGCAAGACUUUCUUAGAAAAUUGAAAAGGAAACCUGAAGACUGAGUAAUGGUUGCCUUAUCUUUUAAUCUUUACUUUCUGUCAAUGAGCUUGUGGAGACCCUUUGGUCUACCAGCUGUAUUAGAACCACGGUGGUAAAUCCAUCUCCAGAAUGCUGCGAAAUGCCAGACGUCUUUGAACAUUUACUUGCUUGUUAGCAAUCGAGUCUGUAUGAAAGCUUUUCAUUUCUUUCUUUCUUUUUUUAUCACUCAACACCAUUCACAAUCUUGAAAUAAAUAUAAUUAUAUACAUUCAAUUACUUUGAAACCAGGUUGUUCUACUUUUGUAACUGCAAGUUAAGACGGGUUCGCUGUAAUCUUAAAAUAUAUACAUUUCACUUUUUAGCUCGGAUAUGCACAGUUAAAGGGAUAGUUUGUCAUUUUUAAAGUAUGUUUACAAUUUAUUUAUAUGGAUUCUGCAUAUUUUCAUGUGCAUCUGAGUCAGUAGGUCCAAGUAAGUGAAAUAUCUAGGAUUAAAACUACCCGACAAGAAUGAAAUUUAGGUUUUUAAACCUAUUGAUUACAUUUUUAAGAGUCUUAUAUGGCAUUUUACAUGCUGUUUCUUGGACCUGUUUUGACCAAGCCUUUUUUAUAACUUCAUAAGAAUCCCUCACAUUCGUUUUAGUCACAUUUCACCGAUUCGGAGCCCAUCCCGCACAAACAGAAACCUCGCCGUAAAUGUUGUAUAUAUUAAUUAGAGUUUUUGUUUUUUCUAUUUAUUGAAGUGCCUUUUGAUGCAGCAUGUUUUCUCAGCAUACGGCAUGGGGGGAAUCUUAUGAUGCUAUGACACGAUGUCCGCACUGUCUGCAGGCAUUCCUCUGAAGACCAAAUGUAUGAGUGCUGAGGGCCUGUGCA